Coregonus clupeaformis (lake whitefish) is the source of this 1586-nucleotide messenger RNA. RefSeq names its product inhibin beta C chain-like. Gene Ontology annotation, molecular function: cytokine activity; growth factor activity. The record is from RefSeq and is a predicted model, not a curated record. Gene Ontology annotation, biological process: SMAD protein signal transduction. Bases 11 to 1150 code for a protein of 379 amino acids. Gene Ontology annotation, cellular component: extracellular region. NCBI's taxonomy places the organism in Eukaryota, Metazoa, Chordata, Actinopteri, Salmoniformes, Salmonidae. The transcript has 2 exons.
CAAACCUACCAUGCCUAGCUCAGUCACACAGCGCUUUCUCUUCUCUUGGGUGGCCCUCCUCUCCAGCCUCUGUCAGGGGGAGGGCCGGCCCCGCCUGGCCCAAGAAGGUACACUCCGCCUGGGGCAGGAGGAGAGCCAGAGGGCCCUGGUCUUGGAGGCAGUGAAGACAGGGAUCCUGAGCUCCAUGGGGAUGGAGAGGGAGGCCAGGCCCAGGGAAAUGGCUUCAGAAGAGGAGCUGAGGAGGAUGCAUUGGCUCUACAGGGAAACACUGAGGCAGCUGACAGGGAACUCCAGUCAGGAGGGGGAAACCCAUCAUUUCCCAAGGAGGACAUCCACUGUGCUUCAUCCAGCCACAGUGGAGCCUGUCGAAGUGCUUCAGAGUGAUGAGGAACACCCAUCAGAUGUGCUUUGGUACAGAGCUGUAUUCCACAAGAAUCCACACAUCAGGAAGGAGCUCACUUUGGCCCGGGCUGAGCUGAAGCUCUACAGACAGCUGUUGGAUGGCUCUAAAGCUGCUGAGCCCAUGAUUAGGGAAGAGGUUCAUGUGAAGAUCUAUGAGACGAAACCGCUGAACUCUUCUCUAUUGAUUCACACAGAGACCCUUCUUCAGACGGUCGCUGCAAGAACUGGUGAUUUGACUUUGGACAUCAGAACUGUGGUUGAUAAGUGGAGGGGGAGGUCGGACGGCCACUCUCUGGUUGUGGAAGUAGGACUGGGCGUAGAAGAGGGAACUGAUCCCAAGACGAGCCCUCAGAUGGUCCUGGAGGUAGACCUUGUAGAACCUAGAUCAGCAGGCAGAAGGAGACGGACUCGCUCCAACAAAGAGGACAACUGCGAUGAAGACGGUCGCUGCUGCCGAAAAUCCAUCAACGUGUCCUUCAAGGAGAUUGGCUGGUCAGACUGGGUCGUGGCCCCCGCCGGUUACAACAUGCACUUCUGCGACGGCUCCUGUCCCCACAACUACAAGCCAGCCAGCAUGCACGCGCAGGCGAAGUCUCGUCUUCACCACAUCAACAAGGGAGCAACACCUCGCCCCUGUUGCGUGCCGGCUGCCUACGAGCCUGUGAUCCUCAUGCACUACGACAGUCGGGGAAAGUUGAAGCUCACACCCUUCAAUGACUUGAUUGUCAGCAAAUGCCACUGUGCUUGAGUCCUUCGGGGCAAGCCCAGGCAAGGACAAAAAAAAGAGUCGGAACAAACCUUUUCCCUUUGGCGAGCCAUUAGAUAAAAUGUGCUAGUGCUACAUACUGAAAUAGAAGAGAUAAUGUUUUCAAAGGACUUAAGAAAAUAAUAUUUGUCAUGCUCAAUUAGUGACAUUACUAACGUUAUUUUCAACAGCUAAACAAACAAAAAUACCCAACAUUAUCCAUCAUCUAUGGAUUUUGAGAGAAGUUACUGUGGAGCGAUGACUCUGAACUGUACUAUUUUAUUUGGAAGGUACAUUUUGUUAGUCUCAUGUGGCCCGUUAUAUCAUAUUCUUCCAAGACUAUGUACAAAAUGAUAUUAUUUAUUGUAAUUUAUUUAACAGGGUCUAAAACGUAUUUGUAUUGUUUUUGUAGUGUAGUUUUCAAUAUUACAAUAUUUAG